UCCUUCCAGAUAUUUACUUCGGCUUUCAAGUACAGUACCUGGAGAAAGCCUCGCCUCUUUUCAGGAAUAGGGGCUUCGCAAGAUGCUACACACCUUCCUGCGACUGCCCAUAAGAUGACACUGGGUCCUUGAUAGGUGCCUAAUAUUGCACCGAACCUAAUACCCAAACAUCCGACCAAGAUGGGUCAAGGCUAUUCUCUUACGACUCUGUCGGCAGGGUCAGCUGGCAUCGAUGUACCGGAGCUGGCAGAUCUAACCUACGAUAAGUCUCUUGGGAAUGCGCGGUUUAUGAAAUGCAUCCGUGCGAGGCAUCGAGAUGGCCUGGCCGUGGCCAAAGUCAUAAUGAAGCCCUUUGCGGACAUGAAAUUGGAUGAAUAUGUUCGUAUUCUUCACAAGGAGCGUCAGAUUUUGGCUGAUAUUCCGAAUGCUAUUGGGUAUCAUCGUAUUGUAGAGACCGGAACGAAUGGGUUCCUUGUCCGUCAAUAUAUCCACAGCUCAUUGUACGACCGGUUAAGCACCCGACCAUUUCUGGAGGAUAUCGAGAAGAAAUGGGUGGCAUUCCAGCUUCUUUGCGCCGUUCGAGACUGCCAUGCGCAGAACCUAUUCCAUGGCGAUAUCAAGACCGAGAAUAUUUUAGUCACCUCAUGGAACUGGCUUUACUUGUCCGAUUUCUCCUCGUCGUUCAAGCCGGCCUACCUCCCUGAGGAUAACCCCGCCGACUUCUCGUUCUACUUCGACACGUCGGGUCGACGGACAUGCUACCUUGCCCCUGAGCGGUUCCUAAGCGCAGAUUCUCCACCUGAAAACAGAGGCGGCGUUAACUGGUCUAUGGAUAUCUUCAGUACCGGUUGUGUCAUUGCAGAACUGUUCCUCGAGACCCCUAUCUUUCAGCUCCAUCAUCUGUUCAAGUACAAAAAAGGGGAGUAUGAUCCCAUACUAGCGCAUGUCAACCGCAUAGCCGACAAAGACAUCCGUGAGUUGGUGACGCAUAUGAUUCAGCUGGAUCCAGAGGCACGGUAUUCCGCUGAAGAAUAUUUGAAUUUCUGGCGCUCCAGAGCUUUUCCGGACUAUUUUUACAACUUUCUCCACCAAUACAUGAAUCUCAUUACGGACCCGGCAAAUGGCAGAGCUCCUGUCACAACCGGCCCAGAGAAUCUUGGGGAGUCGGAUGAACGCAUCGACCGGGUCUAUAAGGAAUUCGACUCGAUAUCAUACGCUCUUGGAUACGAAUUGCCGUCCGCCCAGAGUGGGCAGUCGUCCUCCACGUACAAAUCGAACCUCCCUGGUCUCCAGUUUCCAUUACAUUUGGAUAUUCCGAACAACAAGCAUGUCGCGAGAGCAUCCAUCAAACGGGCGGCCGAUGACGGCACCCUGAUCUUUCUUACCCUUGUGGUUGCUUCCGUGCGUAGUACCGCUCGAGCUACAAGCAGAAUACGAGCCUGCGAGUUGAUGAUGGCAUUCGCUGAAAGAGUUACGGACGAAGCGAAACUGGACCGCAUUCUCCCUUACGCAAUGGUUCUACUGAACGACGCCUCUGAUCUUGUCAAAGCAGCCGCGCUUCGAGCCGUCUCGCAGAUAACGGCUCUUGUCAACUCGGUAUCCCCCAUUAACGCAUACGUGUUCCCUGAAUAUGUACUCCCGCGGCUGAAGCCAUUCGUCACCGGUCAACCGUCAAAUCCUAGCCCUUUCAUCCGCGCUACAUACGCGUCUUGCGUGGCCACCUUAGCCUCGACAGCAUCAAAGUUUUUGGACAUGAUGCAGGCUUUGCGGGCGGACGGGAGUCUUCCAGCGGGAGACCCCGAGGCUGAAGCAAAUACCAUCAGCCAAUCCGUCUAUCAAAUGCUUUACGAUGUUGCUCAAGAGGAUCUCACGGCGCAGUUCGAGGCCCAAACAAAGGCCAUUCUCACGGACCGUGACUCCGCCGUCCGACGAUCAUUCCUCGGGUCCAUUGCGACGCUCUGCGUUUUCUUCGGACAGGCCAAGGCGGCCGACGUAGUCCUGAGCCACCUGAAUACAUACGUGAACGACCCUGAUUGGAUGCUGAAAUGCGCCUUCUUCGAGACCGUCGUCGGCGUUGGCAUAUAUGUUGGAAGCGCGAGCCUGGAAGAAUUCGUGCUCCCUUUAAUGAUUCAAGCGCUCACCGAUCCCGAAGAAUUCGUGGUUGAGAGAGUCUUACGAUCGCUCUCGUCAUUGGCACAGGUCGGCCUUUUCCAAAGAGCGAGAACCUGGAAGCUUGUCAGCUUGGUUGCUCGUUUCACAAUGCACCCGAACAUUUGGAUAAGAGAGGCAUCUGCUCAAUUCAUCGAGGCGGCGUCAUCUCAUCUGGCGGUGUCUGAUUGCCACAGCAUCAUAAUCCCGAUUCUCUCUCCUUAUGUCAGGGUGGCGCCGUCAGAGACCACCGAAUUGAAAAUCCUGGACUCAUUAAAGAAACCACUACCGAGACUGGUGCUGGACAUGGGCAUGACAUGGGCGCUAAAGGCUGAGAAAGGCAUUUUCUGGAAGUCUGCGAAGGAUCGAAAAACCGGAUCAUUCGGCUAUGUUGACGAAGUGAUUACUCGACUCGCACGCAAAGACAUCGAAAGCAAAGCCCUGAACAAAGUGGCGAAAAACGAGGAGGACGAGCAAUGGGUCUCCCGACUUCGAGGGGGUGGGAUGAGCCCCGAAGAUGAAUUCAAAUUCCUUUGCCUGAGGCAGUACAUCUGGCGAGUUGCGCAUCGAAAGCCCAAGCAUGUGGAAACUGCCUUCUUCCAGCCUUCGGGAAUGGUUGCCCUCAAAGACCACAAUGCUUCCAUGCAAACCGUACUAUUCGACCCAGCCCCGGGGCUUAUCGCGCAAGCAAGCGAGCAGCCUCCAAAGGAGAAUAGAAUUCACAGUCUCGCUGAUGCACUUUUGGACGCUUCCACCACUGGCGACGAUGCACUCGCUCGACGUAAGAGGUCGCACAUAAACAGUGCCAUGGCGAACCUAGCACGGGUUGAUACUGGGGAAUCCAAACCUGGGAUAAAUACGAGCCAUUCAUCCACGAUGGGCAAUGAAGGCGCCGAACCCGGAUUAACGCCGCCUCGUGGAGUCGCCACGGGCAAAGCACGCGCAGGCGCGCCCAAUACCGAUUCAGGAGCCGACAAUUCGUACCCUUCGUCGGUAUCUAGUACGCGUCUGGAUGAGGCACCUGGCAUGAAAAGGCGAGGUAGUGCAAUGAGCUUGAUCCACAGCAAAGAGGGCGGAUCAAAGGCCCCGGCUGAGAUAGGAACUACCUCCACGAACGCAUUCGGCCGGGUCGAUUCGAUAUCUCGCACUGAAACGAACAAAGCUUCGACCUUCUCGCCGUUAAACGCGGCACGACAGCAACAUCGUGAGCAGCCCAACGAAGUGCGAUUCAAAGCCGCGCAUUCAUACGGUGGUAAUGAUCCAACGGUUCUCAAGCUGCUGGAUUCACUCUACUUAGAGCACUACCCCCUUGAUCGGACUGAAUUUGGCCCUCCUGUCACCCCUCUCCGGCAGCAAACGAUCAAGAGGAGCCGCUUGCAGCCACAGAUCACCCCCUGGCGACCGGAGGGAAUACUCAUUGCUCUUCUGUCCGAGCAUACAGGCGCGAUCAAUAAGAUUGCCAUUGCACCGGAUCACUUGUUCUUUUUGACCGCAUCUGAUGAUGGGUUCGUGAAGGUGUGGGAAACAUCAAGAUUAGAGCGCAAUGUCACCCACCGAUCGAAGCAUACGUUCCGACUCAACCCUGGCGUCCGCGUCACAAGUCUGACGUUUAUUGAGAACACCUACUGCUUUGCUUGCGCCGGUUCGGACGGCAGUGUUACCGUGGUCAAACUCGAGAUUCUCGACCAAACAACCGCACGGUUGGGCAAGCUACGGACUAUGCGGGAGUUCAGCCUUGAUGAUGACCAAUAUGCUAUUUGGUCCGAGCAUUUCAAACAAGACAAUCAGUCUGUUCUCAUCAUGGCUACGAAUAAGUCCCGUGUCAUCGCUCUGGACCUACGGACGAUGGGGAUUCUGUACGAGCUUCAUAACCCGCUCCGCCAUGGCACAAUCACAAGUUUCUGUCUCGACCGGAGACAUCACUGGAUUUUACUGGGAUCCAGUCACGGUGUCUUGGACCUAUGGGAUCUCCGCUUCCGUCUACGCGUGAAGGCGUGGGCAUUCCAGGGCGGUUCGCCGAUCCACCGCAUUACGCAGGUAAACGUCCGCGGGGCCAAGAAGAACCGGAUCCUCAUCGCCGGUGGGACUGGCCAAGGCGAGGUCACAUCGUGGGACAUUGAGAAGCCGCAGUGCAAAGAGAUUUUCCGGAUCAGCAGCGCGAAGGAAAAUUCGAAGGGCUACCAGCUGGUUGACAUCGACGACGACAAGUCGGGGGGCAUGCUAGGACGAUUCGCGACGUCCGUGGAUUCGCGAAACACAACAAUCGGUGACCACGGCGUCCGCGCGUUGGCCGUCGGUGCACAUGUCAAUGAUGAUGGCGAGGCACGGCAAUAUUUCGCGAUAUCGGCAGGACCGGACUGGAAAGUCAGAUUCUGGGAUCCAGCGCGUCCCGAAUACUCCUCGAUUGUCAGCGGACACGAAGUCGAUGCAAUGAAACCAGGCUAUAGUGCAUCGCAGAUGCCGAACGAACUGACAAUCAUCACGGAGCGGUCCCCCGUCUCCCAGCCGAGGGAGGUGAGUGCUUCCCCUUCACCGGGAUCGUCGAAAUCGUCGAAAGCGGGAUCGAGUAAGGACGAUGGAUCCAGGAGGACCUCGGGGAAACUCCCACGAUCCUCGAUGAUCUCUUUGCAGCAGCAACAGCUUUUGAGAAGCCAUUUGGACACGAUUACUGAUGUGGUGCUGGUGGAAUCACCAUUUGGAAUGGUGGUAUCUGGGGAUCGGUCGGGUGCGGUCUAUGUAUUCGCUUGAUCGAGAACCAUUGCAACGAUUGAAAUGAUCCGUAGCAGUUAGCUUUAAUGAACCAUAC
Molecule: messenger RNA, 4954 nt
Organism: Eremomyces bilateralis CBS 781.70
Lineage: Eukaryota; Fungi; Ascomycota; Dothideomycetes; Eremomycetales; Eremomycetaceae
Product: phosphoinositide 3-kinase regulatory subunit 4
Exons: 2
Coding region: 181-4896 (1571 amino acids)
Biological process (GO): macroautophagy; protein targeting to vacuole; autophagy of peroxisome
Cellular component (GO): phosphatidylinositol 3-kinase complex, class III, type I; phosphatidylinositol 3-kinase complex, class III, type II; late endosome
Molecular function (GO): protein serine/threonine kinase activity; ATP binding; protein binding
Source: RefSeq, a predicted model, not a curated record